UUAAUGGCAGUAGUCUGCAACAAUCUCUAUGUUUUUCAGGACUAAACUCAAACGAUCUGCUGGCCUGUCCACCUCCUCCAGAAUAAUGCAUCACUGUUAAACAUGGGAGGCAACGGAUCCAAAAGCAAAGGAGUCUGGCCUUUUACCGGUACAGGACCUGGAGGAGAACCUCCCGGUAAGGCCAAUGAACAGUGUUUAGCCCUAGUACGAGGCUCAAAGAAUGCAACACCAUUUGUAUUCACAUUGAGAAGUUCCUUGUAUUUUGAUGAAGAUAGAGAUCUGGCUCAUGAGUUAUAUGAGGAGACUGUGGUGACCAGGAAUGGCAGAAAGAAAGCCAAGCUAAAGAGAAUUCAGAAAAACCUCAUACCUCAGGAAAUCAUUAAGUUGGAUUACCCACAAAUCCACAUGGACUUCCCUGUCAUCCUCUGUAAAAUAUAA
Molecule: messenger RNA, 438 nt
Organism: Myxocyprinus asiaticus (Chinese sucker)
Lineage: Eukaryota; Metazoa; Chordata; Actinopteri; Cypriniformes; Catostomidae
Product: tumor suppressor candidate 2-like
Exons: 3
Coding region: 103-438 (111 amino acids)
Biological process (GO): regulation of mitochondrial membrane potential; inflammatory response
Cellular component (GO): mitochondrion
Source: RefSeq, a predicted model, not a curated record